UAAUAAAUGAUUCAUGAUGUGUCACAUUUCAGUCAUAUAAAUUAAUAUUUCUGAUAUUCCUAAGCGUUGUGAUAAAUUAUUAGUUCUUGGAUAGUCAGUGAAUCAUAAAAUAAUUCAAAUAAUCGUAAAAAUACACAUCAAUGUAUAACAUUUCCUGUAGUGUAGUAUUUCAUCGUGUGAUUGGAUAACGAGCCACAGAAGGAAUUGUUUGUGUGUGUGUGUGUGUGUGCGCGCGCGCGUGUGUGUUUUUGUUUAGUCGUGAUUAAUAUUUCGACAAUUAUAAACAAGCCAAGCAACAGGAAGGUACGGCAUCCAAAGAAACUCAUCAUUUCAAGGAAUGUAAUGGAAAUGAGCAGGACAAUCACUCUUUUGUUCUUGGCCUCACAUGUGUCCUCCACAGAGGCCAUGUCUGCGAGUGACCCAUCGUAUUGCUAUAUUUUAGAUGUUUUUCUGCUGCUGUAUUCUAUCAUUUUUACUGCUCUCUACUUCAGAGAGAAGUUUACAAGGGAAGGGCCUGUUCCUCCGGAUCCUGUGUCCCCAGAACGUAACCCAAAUGAGCCUGUCUAUACAGACUUGGAUCUGCCUCAGACGAGUUCCGAUUAUCAGCAACUGGAUAGACCGAUAAGAAGACGAGAGCCAGAGACACAUUAUCAGGAAUUGAAACCACAUACAAGUGAUGAAUACCAGGAAAUAAGAACUAAAGGAACCAAACCUCGCAAAGGCAAGAGCAAAUCUAAUGAGGGCCGAACAGGGAGAAACAGGGAUGCAGCCGAGGCUGUGGAGAUGGAAACUUUUCCCACUGAUACAUUACACAAUUAACACACAACACAUGCUCAGGAGCAACCUGUAUAUCUGCCAACUAACAGAUAAAUUGUGUAUCUUGUUGUAUGUUGAAUGCAUUUAUAUGUUUUUUUUUUUUUUGUUACUUUGCCUUACCUGUAUUUUGUAGUCUUGCAUAUACUACAAUUCAAUGGUUUGGUGUCAGUAAGAUUUAAAAAAAAAAAAAAAAGUAAUACUACUAUUUAGCAAGGAAGCAUGAAUUUGAUCAAGUGUCAGUAAAGACAUUUUUAUAAUGAUAAAGAUUUCUAUUUUAAAUAGACACUUUUUUAUUAUAAUACAGGAUAUUGAAUGUUAAUGCAAGGCAUGAACAGAUCAUUUUUUAUAAAAUUUUAUAAGACAAUUUAAGUACUAAACCUCUGUCUGGAGAUGUAGUACUGUUUUCUUUUCUUUCUUUUUACAUAUUUUGUGUGUAAAAUACCAUAUUUUGUGUGUACUACUGUAAAGGCUAAAAUAAAUUUAAAUAUCAACUCCAUAAAUUCAUCAACAUGAUCCAAAAUAUGGCAAAAUAUUAACAGACCAAAGACAUGUAAGAAUAUUAAAACACUUGGAAAAUGGUUUAAUGAUGUUUACAACAAAAGAGAACUGUACAGUUACAGUAAAAGAUUAUCUUUAUAUAUAUAUAUAAAAAACAAACAAAAUACAGCAGACAAAUGCAUCAAAUCUACCAUGUAUCCUGAUUCACAUACUUAUAUUCUACACAAUCAUUCAGUUCUAAGCUACAGCGAUGUAGCCAUUUAGCGUUCAGUCUUGGGUAUAUGUCGCUUGAUAACAGGCCAAGAGUGGCACUAGAGUUCAGGUCUGUAGUGAUACUCAGAUUCCAACCAAUCAUCACUAUUACAACAGUGAGUUACAGCGUUCUGAAGGGAGAUAUAGAAGUACAAUCUACAGUAUGUGACAGGGUGAAAAUGGAACACAUUCCUUGAGCUUCAGCCACAGGAAACAUGGAAAUGAGAGUAUAGAGAGGGAUUUCUUUUGAAAUCAGUGACUAAAUUAUUAUGUACAUAGUCUUUUUUAUCUUAACCUUUUUUUCUCUUUUGUUUUAAAAACAAUGAUAAGUUGGGCAGUGAAACUGAUAUCACAUACAUUGACACAUCCAAAAACAUACAAAAAUACUAUUUCUUUAACCUACAGUAAGACAGUUUUGCAGUUAAAUUCCAUGCUGUGACAGAAAAAGAGCAACAGAUCCAACGAACAAGAAAAUGAAAAACGACAAACUUUUUUUCCCCCCAUAUGCAUCUCAGAAAAAUACCAAAAUAUACAUCUAAGCUUUGGAAUUACUGAGGUUAGGACUACUGUCAGAGCUGGGUUCUGUUUCUUAAUACACAAGCUGAAGGGUUUGGGAAGGAAGAGGAAAAAGAACAGAGUAAUCUUUGGUAUCUGCACUUGUAAAACAUUUCAUAUUUGGAUAUUUUUGCUUUGGGAUAGAGCUUAUAGUUGCUUUCGACCCUCCACUCGGCAUAAAACUAUUAAGAUCCAUCUGAAAAGGGCCGUGUCGCAUAGACGCCGCCCUUGCAGGAUGGAGGACAACGAUGCAUAGUUGCACAGCUGAUCAAACCAAUUGAAAUCAUGAUAGUGGAAACAGCAAAGCUAGAUAAAAGACAUCGACAGAACAGCGAAACCACGGGAUGACAGCACCUAAAAGACGACUAUGGAGAGACGUUGCAUGUUUUCAGUAGACAAUCAUAGAAACAGUGUUGCCUUGCUGCAGCCACAGAGUGGAACUCCAGAGGACAGUUUAUCCUGAGCAGGUUGCAGGGAGCCCAGGACAUCCUUCAGCAUGUAUUAAUAAACAUCACCCAGCCCACGAGGGGUUACUUUAAGUCCUUUCCAGAAGCCGGCAGAGCUGUUUUGCUUCCUCUUUCUACUAAACCCUGCCCACCUGGCCACGAGUGACCAAUGAUCUAAAACCGCAAGCUGAUGGUUGAGGCAGGGCACUAGAAGAGAGAGUUUAGUCCAUACAAUCACAUUGAAAGUCUUUGGUUACCACUGAGAAGGUGAGGAACAAGCAGACCGCAAACCCAGAAGAGCAAACAGCGCAAACUCUGCAACAAAUAAGGAUUAGGGGUUUGUAAAGAAGACGAUUGUCAAAUCAUAAAAAAAGCUUUGGUAUAAAAUUAAUAAGGGGCUAUAGUGUGAACUUAAAUUUGUGUUAAAAGCAAAACAUAAAUAAGUGGGAUGGGUUUCUAAUAUGCAUGAGCUUGGGCGGCCUUCUGGGUAUCCAUCCGGUUCCUCGCUCAAAACUUUAAACAGACAUCUGCAGGCUUCCGUUCUGGGACCGAUCUUUUUUUAUUACUGUUAUUUCAUCUUUUGAAAUAGAUUAAAGCAAGUUUUUACUCAGUUUCGAGUUAUAAAUGAGGUAUACAACAGCUCCUUUACUCAGACCAGCUCUCGCUCGGCUCUCUGGUGCAUGACCUCUUCUGCAACUAUCCUAUUUUGUCACUAGACUGAGGGUCUACAGCGGCAAACCCCGCUACAAUCGUGAAACUAUCCAAUCACAAGUCAGAGCAUCCACACACGCCAAAAUCAAGUGCCAAAAAGGAUCCGCAACAACUUCAAAUGUACAGAGCUGUUGCCAGGUUCAACAUCCUUGGAUAAAUCACAUCCCAAACAUCUCAUGAGCACACAGGUUAAAAAGGAUAUCAUUUACAGCCAAGUGGUCAAUUGCAUCAAAUGAUGUAUGACGCGUCCUUAUAUCCACUUAAAAAAAUCAGUUUCCUGUAUUUCCUACCAAUGAGUCUCACCAAAAAGUCUCACUUUUAAGAUAUGAUGUCAGACAGAACCUCUCUAAAGUAUUAUCUUUCAAAGUAAAUGCACCACUAGCGCCCCCUACAUAUCAGCUGGAGUUGAGUUAUUAGUAAAGCUUUUAACAGGUAUCCAACCGGCUUGAAUUUUACCUACAAAAAAUAGGUAGCAACACUUCCAAAAUAUCACAAAACACAAAUAAAACUCACAGCGUUAUUUUCAUGGUUGAUAUGCACCAUGUGAGUUUUUACAUGCGCACACACACACACACACACACACAAAUUCACAACCAAACAAAAUCAUCUCUCACAUCAACAUAUUACAGUUUGCUACAACGUGUCAAACUCAAAAAUAAUAGUAAGGCAUAAAUGAUAAAUGCAAGUUUUUGUCAAACUAAGAAAGCCAGUGACGUUGCUCCCUCAUGAUAUACAAAAAAAAGGCAUAAAGUAAUUAAACUCAAAUGAUUGUUAAAGAUUGUUAAAAAGCAACAUGGCAAAUGAAAUUCAGAAAAAGUAAAGCAAAAAAAAAAAAAACUAAUUUGGUGCUAUCAAGCCUGUUA
This is a messenger RNA of Onychostoma macrolepis, 4141 nucleotides long. It is a transcript of the gene cd247l, whose product is annotated as CD247 antigen like. The record is from RefSeq and is a predicted model, not a curated record. NCBI's taxonomy places the organism in Eukaryota, Metazoa, Chordata, Actinopteri, Cypriniformes, Cyprinidae. Gene Ontology annotation, biological process: cell surface receptor signaling pathway. The transcript has 9 exons. Gene Ontology annotation, molecular function: IgE receptor activity. Bases 343 to 819 code for a protein of 158 amino acids. Gene Ontology annotation, cellular component: Fc-epsilon receptor I complex.